AAGGUCGAUUUGUGGUCACUCGGUAUCAUGGCUAUUGAAAUGGUUGAAGGAGAGCCACCUUAUCUCAACGAAAAUCCACUUAAAGCAUUGUACCUUAUUGCCACAAAUGGCAAGCCUGAAAUUAAGGAAAAAGAAAAACUUUCCAUUGUAUUUCAAGAUUUUUUAAAUCAAUGCUUGGAAGUUGAUGUUGAACGUCGUUCCGGUGCUGCGGAGUUACUGAAGCAUCCUUUUCUUAAACUAGCACGUCCAUUAGCCAGUCUGACGCCGCUAAUUAUGGCCGCAAAAGAAGCCACUAAAGGAAACUGAUUAAAAACAUAAAAUAAGGAUAUAAAACUACUUAAAAGCUGAUAUGGAAGAUAAUAAACAACUUUAUACACAUAAUUAUAUAUAAAAACAUAU
Molecule: messenger RNA, 399 nt
Organism: Teleopsis dalmanni
Lineage: Eukaryota; Metazoa; Arthropoda; Insecta; Diptera; Diopsidae
Product: serine/threonine-protein kinase PAK 2-like
Exons: 2
Coding region: 28-306 (92 amino acids)
Biological process (GO): intracellular signal transduction; regulation of axonogenesis; protein phosphorylation
Cellular component (GO): cytoplasm
Molecular function (GO): protein serine/threonine kinase activity; ATP binding
Source: RefSeq, a predicted model, not a curated record